This is a messenger RNA of Mytilus trossulus (common blue mussel), 1038 nucleotides long. RefSeq names its product mesotocin receptor-like. NCBI's taxonomy places the organism in Eukaryota, Metazoa, Mollusca, Bivalvia, Mytilida, Mytilidae. Gene Ontology annotation, biological process: G protein-coupled receptor signaling pathway. The record is from RefSeq and is a predicted model, not a curated record. The transcript has a single exon. Gene Ontology annotation, cellular component: membrane. Gene Ontology annotation, molecular function: G protein-coupled receptor activity. Bases 1 to 1038 code for a protein of 345 amino acids.
AUGGAUAACAUUACAGUGAUGGAUUUUCUAACAAAGGAGGAUCAUACGAAAAAACUUGUCCGUGAAAGACUUCUUGCACCUAUUGUAUACCUUAUAAUAGUUCUAAUUAUUGGAAUUCCUGGCAACACAUUCGUUCUUAUCAUAUACAGAAAUUACAACAACAAUGUAUACAGAAAAAUCAUCUGGACCGUCGGAGCUCUCGAUCUGGUGUUCUGCAUGAUUGGUACUCCGUUUAAUCUCGGUAGAAUGUUCAACUACUACAAUUUUAAGUCAUUACGAGCUUGUCAAGUGAUUGCAGGGAUGCUGGACGCUGGAAUCAUAACAACAGCACACCUCUUGAUGCUUUUGUCUGUUCAUAGAUUCCGACAAGUCUGUCUACCUCUUGGACGACAGCUAACUUUAACAACUGUGUCAUAUUUCAUUGCCGGAUGUUUUGCAAUAGGUGUAAUACUCGGAAUACCACAGAUUGCUGUUUUCCAACCGCUUGCAACGACAGAUCUAGGCAACAACGUGACUGGCUAUUCUUGUUCUGUAGGAUGGAAGGAUUCACCUCAGUCUUGGAAGAAUUACAACACCUUUCUCACGAGUAUUUUUUUACUGUAUGCAUUUAUAUUGCUCGUGCUUUAUAUUCUUAUUGGCAGAACCAUCCAGAUCCAAAACAAAAAACGUAAAAAGGGACUUCAUGGAAAACAAUUACAGUCGGCGAAAUCAACAAAUGAUUCACAUAAAAUGACCAAAAUUGCCUUUACAGUGAGCACUGUGUUUGCCUUUAGCUAUCUUCCUUUGUUUGUGAAUGAAUGGGCAACCAAAGGUUUGAACGAGAAGGAAAUGGACUUAUUUACGUUUUCGUUGCUUAAAAUUGUACAAAGGGCCUAUCUGAUUAACCAUGUAGUUAAUCCUUUUAUUUACGCUACAUUUGACAGGCGAUUCCGGCAGCAAGUGAAAAGUUUGAUAGUGUGCAGAAAAAUGCACAAAGAAAAAGUUUCUGAUACAGAUAGCAGUGCAACCAAACCCUCAACGUCAGCUACAAGUGUUUGA